AUGAUGCAACGCGAGAACUCGUUUUUGAAGCAGAAACAAGAGCAAUGGGCACGAGAACGAGCGGAAAAAGAAUUGACGAACGAGUGGUUUCCAUUCGGCGAGAACUUGCGACCGGGCGGCGGGUCACCACUACGCAAAUUCGAACCAAAAUCACCAAUAAGGCAUCGACCAAAAACUGCACCAAAACAGGCGACCGAGGAGACCGUCGAUGACGAAGACCAACAAGAGAUGAUAAACAUUGGUGGUGAAAAGAAUCAGCAGAAGAAGCCGGCGAGAUGUGAAGAUCAGAAAUUGGCCAAUGAAUCGCACCAACAAAACCAGCAGGUUCAGCAACAGUCAUAUCAUGGCGUUCCGAUCUACCCAUUUCCUUAUUCGUUUUACACGCCAACACCACCGGAUGGGUUAGCGAAGAAUGAUGGCAAUCAGUCAUGGCCGUAUGCGAUCCCGAUGCCGCCGCAAUUUCAGGUCAUACCGCCGAAUGCGAUUCCGAUUAGCACAAUUAACAUCGACUCAUCACAAAUUUGUCCCGUCUCACUUGCCGAACAACUCGCCGCACUUCAGAGCUCCAACGUUUGGGGUGUGCCGCAUGCGCCGCCCGGUGUUCGAUACGGCAUUCCGAUUCCGCCGCCGUUCGUGAAUCCGUCGAUGACGUCAUCGAUAUCAUCGAGUGAAUCCGGUGUUAGCGGAAUGACGUCGAGACGAGAUGACGUCGAGAAGCACAACUCGAAUGAUGAGAAACAAUCGACGUCGGACUAUCAUAAUGAGAAAGGUAUUCCUUAA
Caenorhabditis bovis is the source of this 780-nucleotide messenger RNA. The record is from the annotation of a GenBank genome assembly. Lineage: Eukaryota; Metazoa; Nematoda; Chromadorea; Rhabditida; Rhabditidae.